This is a messenger RNA of Musa acuminata AAA Group (dessert banana), 1157 nucleotides long. Its product is annotated as aquaporin PIP1-2-like. Gene Ontology annotation, biological process: response to water deprivation; transmembrane transport. Lineage: Eukaryota; Viridiplantae; Streptophyta; Magnoliopsida; Zingiberales; Musaceae. The record is from RefSeq and is a predicted model, not a curated record. Gene Ontology annotation, molecular function: water channel activity. Bases 102 to 959 code for a protein of 285 amino acids. The transcript is spliced from 4 exons. Gene Ontology annotation, cellular component: plasma membrane; plasmodesma; vacuole.
UUCUGUUGCUCCAGAAGGUUGCUGAGGAAGAGAAGUCCUGUGUGUGUGUGUGUGAGAAAGAGAGAGAGAGAGAGAGAGAGAGAGAGAGAGAGAGAGAGAGAAUGGAGGGGAAGGAGGAGGAUGUGAAGCUUGGAGCCAACAAGUUCUCAGAGAGGCAGCCCAUAGGGACGGCAGCUCAGGACAAGGAUUACAAGGAGCCACCACCAGCACCCCUCUUUGAGCCAGGGGAACUCAAGUCUUGGUCCUUCUACAGGGCUGGGAUCGCGGAGUUCGUGGCCACCUUUCUCUUCCUCUACAUCACCAUCCUCACUGUCAUGGGGGUGGUCAAGUCCAGUAGCAAGUGUUCCACUGUGGGCAUCCAGGGAAUUGCGUGGGCCUUUGGAGGCAUGAUCUUUGCUUUGGUCUACUGCACCGCCGGCAUCUCCGGUGGGCAUAUCAACCCUGCUGUGACCUUUGGGCUGUUCCUGGCGAGGAAGCUGUCCCUCACACGGGCCCUCUUCUACAUGGUGAUGCAGUGCCUGGGCGCCAUCUGCGGUGCCGGCGUCGUCAAGGGGUUCCAAAAGGGUGUCUACCAGAGCAACGGUGGCGGAGCCAACGUCGUGGCCUCCGGCUACUCCAAGGGCGACGGAUUGGGCGCCGAGAUCGUGGGCACCUUCAUCCUGGUCUACACCGUCUUCUCCGCGACCGACGCCAAGCGCAACGCCAGGGACUCCCACGUGCCUAUUCUUGCGCCCUUGCCCAUCGGAUUCGCUGUCUUCCUGGUUCACCUGGCAACCAUCCCGAUCACCGGCACCGGCAUCAACCCUGCUCGGAGCCUGGGAGCUGCCGUCAUCUACAACAAGGACCAUGCCUGGGAUGACCAUUGGAUCUUCUGGGUUGGUCCCUUCAUUGGAGCUGCCCUCGCUGCCCUCUACCACCAGGUGGUCAUCAGAGCCAUCCCAUUCAAGAGCAGAUCCUGAGUGUUCUUCUCUGCAUGGACUCUCCAUCAGAUCCACAUGUCUACCUUCCGUUUGCAGAUCAUUUUGUUGUGUUCUUCCUUCCUUUCUUUCUUAAUCAUCUUAAAAUUCCACUGUCGUGCAUUCAUGUACUGCUGCUGCUGGUGAUCGAGUAUGUAAAUUAAGUAAUGGUGUAGUGAAUUCCAGUCUUCUGCUGCUUCA